This is a messenger RNA of Rhodotorula toruloides NP11, 903 nucleotides long. Its product is annotated as gluconate 5-dehydrogenase. Gene Ontology annotation, cellular component: intracellular anatomical structure. Gene Ontology annotation, molecular function: oxidoreductase activity, acting on NAD(P)H, oxygen as acceptor. The record is from RefSeq and is a predicted model, not a curated record. The transcript has 6 exons. The coding region runs from base 1 to 903 and encodes 300 amino acids. NCBI's taxonomy places the organism in Eukaryota, Fungi, Basidiomycota, Microbotryomycetes, Sporidiobolales, Sporidiobolaceae.
AUGUCGACCACCAAGAUCGUCUCGCAGGAGCCCGCGCCGGCCGACUUCUUCGCCCAGCCCAACCCCAAGGGCUUCACCAUCGACUUUGAGAAGAAGGCGAGUCUACACUCCAGUUCUGGCAGCGGGAGCGAUAUGGCUGACGAUGUCGCGCGAUCCCGCAGGUCUACGUCGUUACCGGCGGAAACGUUCCGUGGUCUCGGCGUCGGCAUCACCGAGGCGCUCGCGCAGGCGAACGCGACGGUCGCCAUCAUCUACAACUCGGCCAAGGACGCCGACGAAGUCGCCUCGCGCCUCUCGAAGAAGUGGAGCCAGACGAUCAAGGCGUACCAGUGCAACGUCUCGGAUGCAGACAAGGUCAAGUCGACGUUUGCGCAGGUCGAGAAGGACCUCGGCGAGAUCCAGGGCGUCGUCGCAAACUCGGGUAUCUCGGUCGUCAAGCCUGCGCUCGAGUUGACUGCCGACGACUUCAACAAGGUCUUUGGUGUCAACGUCCUCGGUGUCUUCAACACGGCUCAGGCCGCCGCUGCCCUCUGGAUUCCCCGCAAGCAGGCUGGUUCCAUCGUUGUAAUCUCGUCGAUGAGCGACACGAUCAUCAACUCGCCCAUCACCCAGGUCUUCUACAACUCGUCCAAGGGCGCCGUCUCGAACCUCACGCGCGGCCUCGCCGCCGAAUGGGCUCCUCACAAGAUCCGCGUCAACAACGUCUGCCCCGGAUUCAUCGAGACGGACCAGACCAUGCACAUGGAUGCCAACUUGCGCUCGAACCAGUGCAAGGAGGUCCCUCUCGGCCGCUUCUCGAAGCCCUACGAGCAGGCCGGCCAAGUGGUCUUCUUCCUCUCGAACCUCAGCUCCUACCAGACUGGCUCGUCGGCUUACGUCGACGGCGGCUACCUUUGCUGGUAA